AUGAAAGUUUUAAAUAGAUUUCAUAAAUUCGGGUUUGGUAUCGUAUUUGGCUUUUUGAUUGGAUUUUUAUGGAGUUUGAUAUAUUCUUAUGAAGGCACUUCAUUUUUUCAUGAGACUUUAGUCAAGAAGGAAGUCCUUCCACAAGUAUACGUCAUAACACCCACCUACAGACGACAAGAGCAGUUGGCUGAUUUAACUAGAUUAGGGUACACGUUGAAGCAUGUUCCAAAUUUGUUAUGGCUAUUAAUAGAAGACUCUGAUUCACUAAAUCCACUUGUGGCGGAUCUUCUAAAGAAAAUUAAUGUUCCUUUCGUUCAUUUAAAUGGCAAGGUGCUUUCAAUUUUAAUCCCUAAUAGUUUGUCAUUCUCAAACAUUUCAGCAAGAAUACCCGAAGAAUACCAAAAAAAGAAAGGCAAACCUCGUGGAGUUUCGAAUCGUAAUCUUGGUCUUGAGUGGAUAAAAAAAAAUGCAACUGAUGGAGCAUUUUACUUUGCUGAUGAUGACAACACGUACGAUCCUGAGUUGUUUGAAGAAAUACGAAAAACUGUCAAUGUUUCAAUGUUCCCCGUUGGGGUUUGUACACCAUACCAAGUUUCGUCCCCUAUCGUUCGUGAUGGCAAGAUUAUUGGCUUUUAUGAUGGAUGGAAAGCUGGUCGGAAGUUUCCCGUUGACAUGGCAGGGUUCGCAGUUGGCGGAAAGUUUCUCUUAUCACGUCCAAAUGCAACAAUGUCAUUUGUAAUGGGAAAAGAAGAAGAAGAUUUUCUUAGAAGCUUAGAUCCAUUUGAAAUAUCUGAUAUAGAGUUGCUGGCAUCAAACUGUACAAAGAUUUUGGUUUGGCACACACGAACACAAAAGAAUGCUGAAGCACCAGCUAUUGAUGUGAAAUAUAACGACACAAACUUGGUAGAGUUAAGAAAAAUUCUCGUUCUUGUUUGGCAUACUCAAACAGUCAAGACGGAAAAAUCGAAACAAAUUGAUCAUGAAAAAUAUGGCAACACAAAUUUGGAGCAAUUAGCAAAACUUAUAGUUUAA
This is a messenger RNA of Clunio marinus, 1032 nucleotides long. The record is from the annotation of a GenBank genome assembly. NCBI's taxonomy places the organism in Eukaryota, Metazoa, Arthropoda, Insecta, Diptera, Chironomidae.